GGGACACCCCGCCCCACCGGGGCGGGACGAGGCGGCAGCCCCCGCCGAGGGGUGUAAAAGCGGAGCCGACAGGACCGGGAACAGCGAGCGAGCAGCCGGGGCUGCGCUGUGGAGAGGUUGCACCAAGUGCUGGGAUCGCUGCGCACACAUCGUCCGGAAUGGCAGCCGAGGGGAAUAAACUCUGGGGAGGGAGAUUCAGUGGAAGCACAGAUCCAGUCAUGGAGAUGCUCAAUGCUUCCAUUAGCUAUGAUCAGAGACUGGCUGAAGUCGAUAUCCAGGGGAGCAUGGCUUAUGCCAAAGCCUUGGAGAAGGCUGGGAUCCUACCUAAAAGUGAGCUGGAGAAGAUCCUGAAUGGUCUGGAAAAGAUCUCUGAGGAGUGGUCUAGAGGAGUCUUUUCAGUGAAACAAAGUGAUGAGGACAUCCACACUGCCAAUGAACGCAGACUAAAGGAACUGAUUGGAGACAUAGCUGGAAAGCUGCACACUGGGAGAAGCAGGAAUGAUCAGGUUGUGACUGACUUGAAGCUGUUCAUGAAGAAUUCCCUCUCUGUCAUCUCCACUCACCUCCUGCAGCUCAUUAAGACCCUGGUGGAACGUGCAGCUAUAGAAAUUGAUGUUAUCUUGCCUGGCUACACCCACCUGCAGAAAGCUCAGCCCAUCAGAUGGAGCCAGUUCUUGCUCAGCCAUGCCGUGGCACUGACCCGUGAUUCUGAGCGCCUGGGAGAGGUGAAGAGGAGGAUGAAUGUCUUGCCUUUGGGAAGUGGUGCUCUGGCUGGCAAUCCACUGGACAUUGAUAGAGAGCUUCUGCGUAGUGAGCUGGACUUUGCUUCCAUCAGCCUGAACAGCAUGGAUGCCAUUAGUGAGAGAGACUUUGUGGUGGAAUUCCUCUCUGUUGCUACCCUGCUGAUGAUCCACCUUAGCAAGAUGGCUGAAGAUCUCAUCAUCUACAGUACCAGCGAGUUUGGCUUUCUAACCCUCUCUGAUGCUUACAGCACGGGCAGCAGCCUGAUGCCUCAGAAGAAGAACCCUGACAGCCUGGAGCUGAUCCGCAGCAAAGCCGGUCGUGUGUUCGGACGGCUGGCUGCUAUGCUCAUGGUUCUCAAAGGACUUCCAAGCACCUACAACAAGGAUCUGCAGGAGGACAAGGAGGCUGUCUUCGAUGUAGUGGACACCCUGAAUGCUGUGCUCCAGGUUGCCUCUGGAGUGAUUUCUACCCUCCAGAUCCACAAGGAAAACAUGGAGAAGGCUCUGAGCCCUGAGAUGCUGUCUACUGACCUGGCUCUCUAUUUGGUUCGUAAAGGAAUGCCAUUCAGACAAGCCCACACUGCCUCUGGGAAGGCCGUCCACCUUGCUGAGUCUAAAGGCAGCUAUCAGCCUCCCUUUGCAUGGGCCUCCUCAUGGUGCCCUUCCCCAAAAUGCAUGGGCCAGACAACACCCCAAAAUCCUGGCCUGAAUGCCAUUACUGAUGGGUCUGGAAACACUGGAGGGGCACAACAUCACCACCAUUCAGCUCCAGGAGGGCAUGGGCAGGACUAUUGGGAGGAACAGAAGAAAUUCAUGGCCUGACCUGGAGGCACCAGUCCUCCAGAAGAGUAUUUGCUCCAGCCUCCUUACUCUGCCAUUCCAGUGACCAUGUAAAGCCCACCAGCAGCACCAACUAACACACCACUGAAGCCUCUUUUCUUUCCU
Molecule: messenger RNA, 1688 nt
Organism: Calypte anna (Anna's hummingbird)
Lineage: Eukaryota; Metazoa; Chordata; Aves; Apodiformes; Trochilidae
Product: argininosuccinate lyase
Exons: 17
Coding region: 159-1565 (468 amino acids)
Cellular component (GO): cytosol
Molecular function (GO): argininosuccinate lyase activity
Source: RefSeq, a predicted model, not a curated record